Molecule: messenger RNA, 3587 nt
Organism: Phaedon cochleariae (mustard beetle)
Lineage: Eukaryota; Metazoa; Arthropoda; Insecta; Coleoptera; Chrysomelidae
Source: the annotation of a GenBank genome assembly
AUUAUCCUACUAACACUCACUUGGACUGAGAAAUGACCAAAAAGGAAGCCUCCAAUUUAUCUUCAAUGCCCUUUUGUGUGUGCGGGGGUUGAACGAACACGUACUGAUCGGACAGAUACUUCCUGCACUUGUGCCCCCUGUACAAUUGGCAAAACGGCUCCGAACUGUUAUAGAUUAUCGGCACGUUGUCGGUCAGUUUACCGCUGGAAUCCAAAUCGAACUGGAUGGGAGCCGAAAAAGUUUUGGAUUUGGCAUCCAUAGUCGAUGGGUAAUCGUUUUCGCUGGACUUUGCAAUGCCGUUAGGCGUAAAAGUUGACAUCUCAAGAUUGACCCCCAAUACAUUCACACUGGUUUACCUGAAUGUAAAUAAACGAAUCGAAAGAAAGACAAGCUGAAUGUUCAGAAAAUGUUUAUGAGAAAAGAAAUCUUCAAACAAUCGAUAUAUUACUGCCACUCUACGUAAAAGACUGAUUUCCAAACGAUUAAGAUUUUUUUGAAAAUCAAAGAAAAAUGUCUCGACCCAUGAAUAUGCUAAGGACCAGGCGAAAAGAUACAAACGUCAAACCAAAUAGGAGCGGUUUCAGAUUCUCGAGGUUGGACAGAAAGUCGUCACGUGGUAUGAUCUACGAGAACGAAGAUUUGCGUUUGAAAACCAUCAAUAUCAAUGCAGAAGUAGAAAGCCGACAAUCCGACAUCAAAAAAUUGAAAAGAGAAAACGAAAUGUUGAAAAAAGGCCUCUGGUACCUCCGAGAUGAAUACGACAAACUGGAAAAACUUGUCAAAGACAAAAAAAUCGGUUUCUCCUCCUCAUCCACAACAUGUUCCACAUCCAGUGACUCAGAGAGCUGCAGCUCUUUCAGCGAAGCCAGCGAGGAAGUGGAAACGGCCCAAAACAUGAAGAACGUCCAACGCACCAACAUGAAGAACAUCCACGAGCACUUCGACCUCCUCUCCGUAGUUACGGAAGAAACUAGCGCCGAAAACUCCGAGCUGCCAUCCAACAGAACCUCCUUGGCCUACCAAGAGACGGUCCUGCAACCGGACCAGAGCUACCCGGACUACCAAAUCUCCAGAUCUCACACCCUACCAGCCUUGGAAAAAUCCCCCACACACUUCUUCUCCCCCAUCCAGACCUCCAAAAGCUUCGACGACAACAGCUUCAACCACCAGAUCCAGGGCCAACUCUUUCCCGAAGAAGCUUAUCCAGAGGAGCCGACCCAGGACAUUAUGUAUCCAGGGGAGCGAGCCCAGGACACCCUGUAUCCAGAAGAGCUGUACAGGAACGGAUUCGGGAGUGCCUCAGGGAACCUUCCAGAGGAUUUCCAGAGCAGGAAGAUAGUGAGAACGGACGCGAACUGUUUUUACCAGAAUAUGGUGUUGGUGUCGAAGCGUUUGGAGCCAGAGAUUGAGGUGCAGGCUAUGGAGAAGUCUUCCAGCGAUUUGAUCGUUAAAUUGGAUAAUCGGGAUUUCGGAAAUUCUGCCAGUCGUAGUACGGUGUCGAGCGGGGGGAAUUUGGAACAAUUGCUCAAUGAUAUUGAAUCGAUUUCGCAAAGAGGGUCGAACGAGCAUGCCGAAUUCAACGGCCUUUCUGAGGGGAUCAAUACGAAAACAGAAAUAUUGCAGGACCCUUCGAUGAAGGAAAAUGGAGAAGAUCCGACAGAAAAACCGUUCAAGAGCGAACUCAACGUUGUCCUCAUGCCCAAUCCGAUGCCGUUGAUCGGAAUCGACAAAUACAGGAAUAUUCAGAGGAGCCUGGAAAGUUUGAACGCGAAACCUCUGGAGGAACUGUCAGUUUCUAAUCAAAACCUGUGCGUCAUUCCCCCUCCCAAACAUCUUCUGGACUCUCCUAUCAUUCCGAAUAGUGCUCCGGCGAUAGGAGUUCACUCGGGAAAUCACGAUCCAGAAGCUAAUCCAUUCUUCUUCGGAAAUUUCAAGAAUAACUACGUUGAUUCCGAACAGUUCGGCAUGAAGUAUGGCAGCGAUAAUUUCUUCAGGGAAACACACCAAAAACUGGAUGCAAGUAGACUGGAGAAAAAUUGCGGUUCCAGAACCAACCUGAUAGACAUAAUUUCGCCGGAUCAAGCCUUCACAGAAAACGAAGAAAAUCUGAAAUUCAAAACCACCAAAACGCAGAACUCCGAUUCUGAGAAACCGAAAGAAGAAGCGAAAUCGGACAAGUUAAGCAUCCGCAAAAAGGUCUGCAUCCAUUUCAAGGGCAAAAAGGACCGCAGCAAAAAACCCUUUUUCAAUUCUGAUUCGUCCAUCCCCAAAACGCCCGACGAAAGAAAACACCCGCUAUGGAAUUCCAGGGACAAGAUCGCACCACCCGAAACGCCCAGUACAGAAUCGAGAAAGUUCGUCCUGGAACCGAAAACAACUAGCAGCUCUGACAGCAAAACGAGCAACGACAAAAAAAUCGGUCAGCUCGAGAAAAAAGACUCCGGAAGUGACAAAAAAGAGUCGGGGAACGAGAAAAAAACUACGAAAAGCUCGUCGGCCAGUCCAGAGAGAAAACACGUCCAACUCAAAGAAGAUGUCACGGUAGGCGGAAAAAAACACCGGAAGCACAAAAGAACGACCGACAGAGCGCGCCUGCGUAGACAGAGCACCCUAGCGGACCAAGGUCGAAGCUUCCGCGAGCGAUCGUACAGCGUGUGCACAGACAGAUCGAACAUGCUCGAACAUCGCUUGGGCUUCGGUUCCAGCCUGUAUUUCGACGAAUUCUCCGAUGACAGAGAAAGGACCAACAGCCAAAGUAGUUGCGAAACGGCGGAAAAUGCGAGGAAAAUGUCGAUGAUGCCGAACGUACCGCUCAGCGGAAAAGUACCGUGGUGCGGCUGCUGGGGAAACGGGUGUCUGUGAGAGGGCUAUUCGUGAACGGAUAUUAUUCGUGAACAGAGUUUAUUCGUGAACGAAGGUUAUUCGUGAACGGAGAUUAUUCGUGAACGGAUGUAAUUCGUGAAGAGUUUAUUCGCGAACAGGGUAUUCGUGAACAGUUUAUUCGUGAACAGGGUAUUCGUGAACAGGUUAUUCGUGAACAGAGGUAAUUCGUGAACAGAUGUUAUUCUUGAACAGGUUAUUCGUCAACAGAGGUUAUUCAUGAAUAGAGGUUAUACUUAAACGGGGGUUAUUCGUGAACAGAGGUUAUUCGUGAACAGAGGUUAUUCGUAAACGGAGGUUAUUCGUGAACGGUUUUAAUUCGUGAACAGUGUAUUCGUGAGCAGAGGUUAUUCGUGAACGGGGGAAUUUAUGAACGAAGGUUAUUCGUGAACAGAUGCUAUUCGUGAACGGGUUAUAUUUGAACGAACUGUAUGGACACGUGCUCGGGGACAUGUGAUUCGUGAACAGGGUCAGUGUGAUCGUCUGUCCUUCGAAUGGGAUAUUCCUGGGGGAUUCCCGAACUGGUGCCUUAUCAACAACUACUUUUCAAUACUUAUUAGGUUAUAUGAAAAGAAGUUUUCUGGAAAUAUAAUGUCGACUAUAAAUAUUCCAUAAACACGUAGCUAUAUGUAUUUGUAUGAAACUAGAAAAAUACAACAUAAUUUAGACUCCAAUAACUAUUAAUAGUCCCUAUCAUAGAUGAAUGC